CUUGAUCCAGGAUGCUGGACUCAGUGGUUUGACAGAGACAAUCCCAGUGGAACUGGAGACUGGGAAACACUGUCCAGUCUUCUUAAAGCGAAUCCAGGAAAGAUCUGCACUCAGCCAAUAGGUGUUGAGGCCAAAACUCUAUCUGGACUCACUGCAGCUGCAGCAGGGGAUGUGAUUUUUAAGAGUGACACUACUUCAGGAUUCAUCUGCAGAAAUAAGGACCAACCCAAGAAGAAGUGGUGCAAUGAUUAUCGUGUUCGUUUCAGCUGCCCCCCCUCUUUCUGUAAUCCAGGAUGCUGGACUCAGUGGUUUGACAGAGACAAUCCCAGUGGAACUGGAGACUGGGAAACACUGUCCAGUCUUCUUAAAGCGAAUCCAGGAAAGAUCUGCACUCAGCCAAUAGGUGUUGAGGCCAAAACUCUAUCUGGACUCACUGCAGCUGCAGCAGGGGAUGUGAUUUUUAAGUGAGUACUGAACGAU
Messenger RNA from Centropristis striata (black sea bass), 480 nucleotides. RefSeq names its product cartilage intermediate layer protein 2-like. The annotation marks the transcript as partial. The transcript has 3 exons. The record is from RefSeq and is a predicted model, not a curated record. NCBI's taxonomy places the organism in Eukaryota, Metazoa, Chordata, Actinopteri, Perciformes, Serranidae.